AGGGAUGAGCCUGUGUGCCAGAAAAGUCCAUAGAGGGGGAGCUGGCCACAGGGAGUGGGUGAAAGAGGGAGUGAUCAGCUGAGAGGGGGAAGGAAUCAAAGGUGCCUAGUGAAGAGGUUAGGAAUCAUGGACCGGAGAAACCUCGGGGCAUUCCUGAAGGCCCUUGAUUUGCCAUUAAUGAUCCCAGGAAGACUUAAAGCCCAGAGUGGAGGUGUGAGUUGCCUAAGGUCACACAGCAAGUUAGAGACUUCACUCCACCACUUACUGUCUUGACUUUGCCUCUCUCGCCAUCCUGCCCCAGCCCCAGCUCCGCGGCCUCCCAGCCCAUUGCAUGGCUAUGGAAAGAAAAGUGGCAGCUCACGCAGAUGGGGCUCCUGUGGACUCCUGUGUCCCUGUGGAGAGAGAGAAGUUGGACCAGGAAGGGGAGGACCAGGUGAAGGAUCGGGGCCAAUGGACCAACAAGAUGGAGUUUGUGCUCUCGGUGGCCGGGGAGAUCAUUGGGCUGGGGAAUGUCUGGAGGUUUCCCUAUCUCUGCUACAAAAAUGGAGGUGGAGCCUUCUUCAUCCCCUACUUCAUCUUCUUCUUCUCCUGUGGCAUCCCCGUGUUCUUCUUGGAGGUGGCACUGGGCCAAUACACCAGCCAAGGGAGCGUCACAGCCUGGAGGAAGAUCUGCCCCCUCUUCCAAGGCAUUGGUCUGGCAUCUGUGGUCAUUGAGUCUUAUUUGAACGUCUACUACAUCAUUAUCCUUGCAUGGGCCCUUUUCUACUUGUUCAGUUCCUUCACCUCUGAGCUGCCCUGGACGACCUGCACCAAUUCCUGGAACACAGAGCACUGCAUGGACUUUCUGAAUCACUCGGGAGCCCACACAAUGCUGCCCUCUGAGAACUUCACCUCACCUGUCAUGGAAUUCUGGGAGAGACGGGUCCUGGGCAUCACCUCAGGCAUCCACAACCUGGGCGCUGUGCGCUGGGAGCUGGCCCUGUGCCUCCUGCUUGCCUGGGUCAUCUGCUGCUUCUGCAUCUGGAAGGGGGUCAAGUCCACAGGCAAGGUUGUUUAUUUCACAGCCACCUUUCCCUACCUGAUGCUGAUUAUCCUACUGAUCCGAGGCAUCACCCUUCCUGGAGCCUAUCAAGGCAUCAUUUAUUAUCUGAAGCCGGAUUUGAUUCGCCUCAAGGACCCCCAGGUGUGGAUGGAUGCUGGUACCCAGAUCUUCUUCUCAUUCGCCAUCUGCCAGGGAUGCCUGACAGCCCUGGGCAGCUACAACAAGUACCACAACGACUGCUACAGGGACUGCAUCGCCCUCUGCUUCCUCAACAGCGGCACCAGCUUUGUGGCCGGGUUUGUUGUCUUCUCCAUCCUGGGCUUCAUGUCUCAGGAGCAGGGGGUGCCCAUUUCCGAGGUGGCUGAGUCAGGUCCUGGUCUGGCCUUCAUCGCAUUCCCCAAGGCUGUGACUAUGAUGCCCUUAUCCCAGCUCUGGUCCUGCCUUUUCUUCAUCAUGCUCAUAUUCCUAGGGCUGGACAGCCAGUUUGUCUGUAUGGAGUCCCUGGUGACGGCCUCCAUGGACAUGUUCCCCAGGCAGCUCCGGAAGAGCGGGCGGCGCAAGCUCCUCAUCCUUGGCAUCGUGGUGGUAUGCUACCUGAUCGGGCUCUUCCUGGUCACUGAGGGCGGGAUGUACAUCUUCCAGCUGUUUGAUUAUUAUGCUACCAGUGGCCUAUGCCUGCUCUUCCUGGCGGUGUUUGAAGUUAUCUGCAUCAGCUGGGUGUAUGGAGCAGACCGUUUCUAUGACAACAUUGAGGACAUGAUUGGCUACCGGCCAUGGCCCCUGGUGAAGAUCUCCUGGCUCUUCCUGACCCCUGGACUUUGCCUGGCUACAUUCCUCUUCUCCUUGAGCAAAUACACGCCUCUCAAAUACAACAACAUCUACGUGUACCCUUCUUGGGGAUACUCCAUUGGUUGGUUUUUGGCUUUCUCCUCCAUGAUCUGUGUCCCACUCUUCAUUGUUGUCACCCUCCUGAAGACCCGGGGCUCCUUCAAGAAGCGCCUGCGACAGCUCAUCGCCCCUGACCCUAGCCUGCUGCAGCCCAAGCAACAUCUAUAUCUGGACGGUGUCGUCAGCCAGGACUGCAGGCCCUCCUCAACCAAGGACGGACUAAUAGCUGGGGAGAGGGAGACCUACUUGUAG
Molecule: messenger RNA, 2182 nt
Organism: Trichechus manatus latirostris (Florida manatee)
Lineage: Eukaryota; Metazoa; Chordata; Mammalia; Sirenia; Trichechidae
Gene: SLC6A12
Product: solute carrier family 6 member 12
Exons: 16
Coding region: 332-2182 (616 amino acids)
Biological process (GO): neurotransmitter transport; sodium ion transmembrane transport
Cellular component (GO): plasma membrane
Molecular function (GO): gamma-aminobutyric acid:sodium:chloride symporter activity
Source: RefSeq, a predicted model, not a curated record